AUGUCAGUCAAAUUCAAUGUCGAGGUUCCGUUGGAGGAGUUGAAGGAGCCCGACACCAAUCACGGAGGAUACCAACCAUUGAAUCCACGCAGUGAAGUCCUUUCUAAAGGUACUUCUACUGCCCCAGGGAGACGCAUAUUGUCUUGUGAUAUCCUCGUUGAACAUGAUGUUUCAAUCACUGUGCGCGAUGGUUGCAAAUUAUAUGCCGACAUCUAUCGACCCUCCAAUGCUCCACCACGGUCAACUCCGGCUAUCCUCUGUUGGAGUCCUUUCGGGAAAAAGUUCAAUGGCAUUGAUUCUCUUAAACUGAUGACACCCUGGAAUCUCGGUAUUCCAGAUGGGACACUCAGUGGAUUGGAGAAGUUCGAAGCUCCCGACCCGGCGCAAUUUGUCGAUCGCGGAUACGCCAUCAUCAACGUGGAUUCUCGGGGUGCAUUCGAUUCAGAAGGUCAAAUGGCCAUUAUGGGAACUCAAGAAGCGCAAGAUGGAUACGACGUGAUUGAGUGGCUUGCUCAACAACCAUGGUGCAAUGGCAAUGUUGGGAUGGCUGGUAACUCACACCUUGCCAUCGUGCAGUGGUUCAUUGCUGCCCUGCAACCCCCAUCUUUGAAAGCCAUUGCGCCAUGGGAAGGAUGUGGAGAUCUUUAUCGGGAGCAGUUUGCCCGAGGAGGUAUCUACGGAGGAGAUCUGUUUGACCACCUUAUCGUCAAAUAUAUUCUGCGCGGUCGCAAUGGAAUCGAGAGCUUCCGAAAGAUGUUUCAGCAACACCCUCUCGCAAACGACUGGUGGAACGACAAGCGACCUGACAUGACGAAGAUCAACAUCCCUACCUACAUUACCGGAACAUGGACCAACACUAUGCACGGUAUGGGAGCGAUCCGAGGCUGGAUGGAUGUUGAUACACCUCACAAAUGGCUUCGGUGGCACCCAUACCAAGAGUGGUAUGAUAUUUAUGCGAACCAGGAAGGCCAAGAGGAGCUACUCUCUUUCUUCGACCACUAUCUGAAGGACAUUGACAAUGACUGGGAGUCGACUCCGAAAGUGCGAAUGGCCAUUUUGAAAUAUGGAGAGAAUCAGCCUUUGGAAAAUGUGAUCGAAGAGGAUUUCCCCAUUCCUCGCACAGUUUACCGAAAGGCAUAUCUCAAUGUGGAUGGGGGGUUGACUUUGGACACAGCUCCAUCAAAGACAGGUCAAAUCUCAUACAAUUCCGAAGACCCGACAGACAUGGCGAAAUUCACGUACACAUUCCUCGAGCGGACACAGCUUGUCGGUCUUCCAAAAGCAGUGCUUUACAUGCGCUGUGAAGAUCUGGAUGAUAUGGACGUAUUUAUCGUCUUGAGUAAAUUGUCUGCAUCUGGAGAGCAACUCCUCAACCUUAACAUUCCCUGGACCAAUCUUCCUGUCUCCAAAAUAUCCCAUAUUCCGGAAAAGGAGCGCACGGAGGUCAUUCUCUACCAGGGGCCGACUGGGAUUCUCCGGGCCUCUAACCGAGAAAUCGAUCCAUCACGCUCCAUGCAUCCAAAUUGGCCAUUCUACACGCAUGAAAAAGAACAGAAGGUCCAACCGGGAUCGGUGGUGCAAUUGGAGAUUGGAAUAUGGGGAAUGGGAGUAGAAUACGAGGCGGGUGAGAGUCUGCAGCUGUGCAUCAGCGGUCAUUAUCAAGGAAUAUCCAACUUCGGCACUAACGAGCAUGUUCAUAAUCGGGGAAAACACUGGGUGCAUGUGGGUGGAGAGUAUGACAGUCACCUAAUUCUUCCCUGGAUUUAA
Messenger RNA from Penicillium odoratum, 1767 nucleotides. RefSeq names its product CocE/NonD family hydrolase. Bases 1 to 1767 code for a protein of 588 amino acids. The transcript has a single exon. Gene Ontology annotation, molecular function: dipeptidyl-peptidase activity. The record is from RefSeq and is a predicted model, not a curated record. NCBI's taxonomy places the organism in Eukaryota, Fungi, Ascomycota, Eurotiomycetes, Eurotiales, Aspergillaceae.